AUAUGCCAAGUUUACUGUCCAGUAAUGCCUGGUUUAGAGGAAGAAAGUAUUUGGUUCGAAACGAGUCCGUCAGCGAGUAGCCUAAUGUCCGAUGGAGUCGCUGCCGAGCAAGUGAAAAAGUUUUUUUUCACGUCUCGACGAUCUGACGAAACAGGACAACAGGACGAAUCACUUGAAAUAUUUAUUCCCGAGAACCGCGAAGCCGUAGUAGGCAAACGAAUCCUCGAACUAGGCUCCGGAACCGCGUUACCCGGUAUCGUCGCUAGUAAGUGUGGAGCACACGUUACCUUAAGUGACGCUGCUAAUUUACCAAAAAACUUGCAGCACAUCAGAAGAAGUUGCGAGUUGAACGGCGUGUUGUCUCAAGUUAAAGUCGUUGGCAUUACUUGGGGUCUCUUUUUAUCAAGUUUAUUGAGCAUCGGUCCACUGGACAUAAUCCUCGGCUCAGACUGUUUCUACGAGCCCACAGUCUUCGAAGACAUUGUAGUAACAGUAGCCUACCUUUUAGAGCGAAAUCCAGGAGCUAAGUUCCUCUGUACCUACCAAGAGCGCAGCUCAGACUGGUCCAUAGAGCACCUGCUCAACAAGUGGGGCCUCACUUGCAACCAAAUAUCUCUAAUAGGCUUAGGAGCCGACGCGGGAAUUACUCUUGAAGAGUUGAUGCAAGAUCACACUAUUCACCUACUGGAUAUCCGUAAAUCCGAUUAA
Messenger RNA from Cotesia congregata, 708 nucleotides. The record is from the annotation of a GenBank genome assembly. NCBI's taxonomy places the organism in Eukaryota, Metazoa, Arthropoda, Insecta, Hymenoptera, Braconidae.